CCAGAUAUGGCCACCGCCCACCGGCUGAAUACCUCCACUGCUCCACACGUCCCUGUGCCGCCGUAUCUUGGUGCGCUCUUGCUCCUAGGUAACAUACAUCUCUGUCCCUCCCUAGGAGACCGAGACAGCACCGUAAUGGCGUCCCCCUGCGGCGAUGCUGCGGCGGCAGCCGAGCUCACCAGCCUGCGCAUCAGCGAAGGAGCUGGGAUCCCUCCGCUUCCCGGACGGCGAAGCGUCGGCGGCAAUGCAGCUGAGGGAGAAGAGGAGGGUGAUAAGAACAAGAAGGCGAGGAAGGGGAAGGCUGGUACGCAGCGGAUCGCCGGGUGGGGGCUCCGCGAGUUCAGCAAGAUAGUUUCUAAAAAGGUUGAGACCAAAGGACGGACUACUUACAGUGAGGUUGCAGAUGAAAUUUGUGGAGAGCUGAAGUUGACUCUUAUUGGUCAAGAGUUUGAUGAGAAGAAUAUCAGGAGGAGAGUGUAUGAUGCUUUUAAUGUGCUAAUUGCACUACGUGUUAUCACAAAAGAUGAAAAAGAGAUAAAAUGGAUGGGCUUGUCUAAUUUCCAAUAUGAAAAGAUAAAGUUGGAGGAAACUCGCAAAGAACUCAUGAUCAGGAUUAAGAACAAGAAAAAACUUCUCCAGGAAAUUGAAAGACAGUUUGAUGACCUCCAGAAUAUCAAGUUUCGCAACCAGUUUCUACAGAGGCCAGCAGAGAGUGUGAAUGGUAUCUGCCUUCCAUUCUUAUUGGUCAAGGCAUCCAGAAAAGCAAGGGUGGAGAUUGAGAUCUCAGAAAACUCAAAGUUUGCUGGUUUGGACUUCAACUGCGUACCAUUCACCUUGCACGACGAUGUAUCAAUCCUUGAAGCCAUCAGGUGUAAUAGCGUAAAAAAAAGCUAGCUACUUGGGCACGCUUCAUUAGAUGAUCGGGGAAGUGGUCGAUCUGUUGAAAGUGACGAAUGAUACGAUCAUUUCCCUUUGCACAGCCAUCAGCAUGUGUAGGUAUAUAACUAUAUAUAUAUAUAUAGUACGAAAACUUGACCUCGUCUUCAAGGCUGCCUUUCUGGCAUGGUGAAGCUUUAACCUGCAAAUUUUGCCCCUUUUUGCGCCUAGCGGGUUAUUAGGUCAGGUAGAUUAUUCUCAUAUAUAAUGCUAUGUAUUAACUACAUUGAUUAUAGCUCAGAUUCGGAAGCUUGUGCACGAGCUUUGCUGGUUGUUAUGAUGUUCGGGCGUUUUGCCCUUGGCAAACCAUGUGUUUCUCUA
Molecule: messenger RNA, 1257 nt
Organism: Zea mays
Lineage: Eukaryota; Viridiplantae; Streptophyta; Magnoliopsida; Poales; Poaceae
Product: transcription factor-like protein DPB
Exons: 9
Coding region: 7-894 (295 amino acids)
Biological process (GO): regulation of cell cycle; regulation of transcription by RNA polymerase II
Cellular component (GO): transcription regulator complex; nucleus
Molecular function (GO): DNA-binding transcription factor activity, RNA polymerase II-specific; RNA polymerase II transcription regulatory region sequence-specific DNA binding
Source: RefSeq, a predicted model, not a curated record